AUGGUUUUUGCCGGAAUUACCGCUGACGGCAAAACUCCGCUGAUUUUUGUGGAUCCUGGAGUCAAAGUGAACCAAGUAUAUUACAGGGCGUAGAUUUUGAAGUUGAGGGUGUUGCCCUGAGCCGAUUCUCACUACGGAAACCGACCAUAGACCUUCCAGCAAGACGGCGCCCCGCUCAUCGUGCCAAAGGGACUCAAGAGUGGUAUCGCGCCAAUUUUCCGAGUUCAUCUCGGCUGCUGAUUGGCCUGCUUCCUCGCCCGAUCUCAACCCGAUGGACUAUGCCGUGUGGAUAUAUCUGACCGAGAAGGUCUCUUCUAAGAACUACCCAAGUAUCAAAGCCCUGAAGACCGCGCUCAUCAAGAAAUGGGACGAAAUCGACGACGACUACCUUCGUGCCGUGAUCGGUGCGUAUCCGAAGAGACUGAAGGCCGUUAUCAAUGCUAAAGGAGGACGUUUUCGAAAAACUAUUCUUGAAUUUUGUUUUCUAUAUUGUAUGAAUAAAAUUUGUUCCAAGUUUGGUGGUGUUUGGUUGAUUUUUCGAGAAAGUUAUAACGUUUCAAACGCGUUUCAAUACUUAUUGCGCACCCUGUAUAUAGCUUGAAAACCUAGCUUCAGAAAAACAAAUAAUGGAUAGAAAGCAGAAAUUUCAGAAAAAAAAACCUCGUAUGGCGAAAUGUUUGUUUAAACCCGAAAAACCAUGAAACAACUAGAAAAAAAAUAUAUAAUUUAGCUGAUUCAUAUAACAAAAUCUUCAAACUGCAUCAGCAAAUUCAAUUUGGCUCUAAUUUACACGAAACUGGUUUCAAACUACGCCGAAGGAACUGGAUAAUAACUUUUACUUAUAGAAAAAACGUUAAAAGAAGUAUUAAUAAAGAAAAAAAGCAAAAAAAUAUGUUUUUCAAUUAACUCUUUCCGUAAAUCUUGCGAGAGCUUUAAAGGGUGGGUAUUGUAAUCCAAAAACGGGUCCUGAACAGAUCAAAACUACUGCUGCCGUACGAUUUACGGCGCCCGCCCCUGGUAUUUUUUUUUCUGCAUUUUCUUUCACUGACAAGAACGCCGUGAAUUCUCGUCUUUUUCAACUUUUCUUUUUGUUUUUUGUAUUUUUUGCUACGUAAAAAGUUUUUUUUAUACGAGGCUUACAUCGUGUAAAACUUCGCUAGCCAUGGAACUUUAUUAUCUUAAGAUUUAAUUUUUCAAAAUUGUCGUCUUUUUCAACCUCUUUCAUAGUUUUUUUUUCAGUUAACGUAAAUCUUUUCGCUUUUUCAGGAUUAUAUCGCUUGUUCUAAAGGAAAUCUUGAUUUCAAUAAAAAAGCUUUUUGGCCAACACAAGCUUUCGUAUUAAGAAACUUUUGUUUCUCUUUAUUUUUUAAAGUUUUUUUGUGGAUAGGGUGUUUUCUAGUAAUUUGGACUUUUUCAAGGAUUUUUCGAUGUUUUUGCACUUUUUUCAGCUGAGGAUCGAGAAGGAACGUUUCGAAAGAUACAAGAAUGAAGUAAGAUUUUUAUCCAAAAAAACUGUUUAUAACACUUUUUUACGUAAUUUGAUAAGUUUUAGUUUUAAAAACAUAAAAUUUCGCGUAGUUUGAUAAGUUUUUGAAAAAUAUCGUUUGAAGGUUUUUUUUUCAAGUCGUUCAUAAAAGAAGACUCAAAUUUUCAACAAUAAAGAUGAUAUAAAAUGGUUAAAAAGUUAUUUUUCAAAAAUGGGAGAAAGAAGAUUUUUUUCUACGUUCUUGUGACAAUUAGAAAGAAAUUCUCAUUAUUUCUUUGUUUUUUUAAAUUUUUUUAUGCCGUGUUCAAAGUAAUUUCCGCGAAAUGCAAAAUGGUCUCUGACCCUCCAAAAUUUAGUUAUCUUUCUCUUUCUCUGACGGCUAUUUUGAAUUUCGCGGAAUCACUCUGAACACGGCAUUAGACCUAAUUUAUGCCGUGUUCAAAUAUCUGCGAAAUUCAAAAUAUCCGUCAGAGAGUGGAAAAUAUAACUGAAUUUUGGAGAUUCAGAGAUGAUUUUAACUUUGCAGACUUCGAACACGGCAUUAGACAUUUUUUGGGCAAACUGUAACUUUUUAUGAUCUUUUUUCAAGGUUACGAACGCCCCAGCGCGCAGAUUCUCCUUAUUAUCGAUUUUAGAGAAUUUAUCGAUUUAUAUCUGACAUCUUACUAUGUAAAAGUGACUUUCCUCAUUUGAUUGGAUAUUAUAUUAUAUUACUUUACACAAAGGUGAGUAAAAUAAGGUAAAUGUCGGCGUUGGAAGCGGGAGUCUUUGGGGUGUCGUCUCGACGCCUCGCACGCCGGUUUUCUCUGCGUCUCUGCGCGACGCACGCUCUCUUCGAGGACCCUCGUCGCUCUGCGCGGCGGCCCCACGCCUCGGAACACCCAAUUCUCCGUUUGAAUUUCUGCCUUUUCUCUUAUUUUUUAGUUUUUACAUGUUAUAAUUACAUAUUAUUCAUAUUUUUGAUCCCCUCUGCGAAAUUUCAACAUUUCUUGUGAUAAAAUACAAGUUUUUCGUCACGAAAUGGAUUCUAAAUUUGUAAUUUUUCCUCUGAAUGCUUCUGUUAUUUGAAUUUGCAACUUUUGCCGCGCUUCUAUGGACAUAUUGCCGUCUGGGAGCGUUAUUUUUUUGAGAUUUUUUUCCCCAACAGGAGCUUGAUUAUUUUUUUCUUCAAUAAAUUUUUUUCUCAAAAAUUAUAUUCUUGCCUUUUUUUCUAGAAUUUGUGCGAGACAGAAAUUACGAUUAAAAAUAUCAACUUUAGACGAUUUCAAAGCAUUUUUUUAUGAAAUUUAUUAACUUUCUCCCAUUUGCAUACGAAUUUUCAAAAAAAUUCAUUGAUUUUAUGCUUUUUUUGAAAAAAAUUUUUCUGAGCCAAUGCAAUUUGAGACGCUCUCGUAUAUUUUUUUUUUCGAUGAUUUUCAAUUUUUUACAUUUUCAUUAGGAAGGGGAAUGUUUUGGUUUUUUUGUUUUGUUUUUCGAAAAGCUUUUUUCAAAAAUCUAAUUAAUUUGUGGCUUGUACUAUAAAUAAUUCUUCUUGAACGAGAGAAAUUUUUUAAACAUUUUUACUGUUUUCGUUAAAUUUUAUAAGAAAUAGGGGAUAAGAGGUUCAUUUCGAGUGUUGUUGUACGAAUUUGAAAAUAUCUGCUCGUUUUAUUUUAAUAUCAUUUUUUCCGUCUUUGACUCGUGUUUUCAUUAUUUUUUUUGCCUAAUUUUUCCAAUUUUUCAGUCUUUGUCAAUCAAUCAACGGCUUCAAACAUGAAGAAGGGGUACGUUCAACUUAUUUUUUUAUAUUUUGAAAGAGAAAGUGGGAAAAAACUUUAAAAAUAGUUUUUUUUCUUAAAUUCAUAGCUAACUGUAGCUUAUAAAAAAUGAUUUCAAAAACCUUUUUUGCGUAUUUUUUGCCGAAAAAAGCAGCUGUUUUUUCAUAGAUCUUUCUGAAUUUUAGUGGAAAAAGGAUUUUACAACAAAAUCUCUAGUCCGCAAUUAUUAAGGAUCGUAAGCCUGUGUACGCAGAUUUCAAAGCUCAUAAUCUUAGAAAGCAAAAAGAUUUUAUUUCUGUCUUAUUCGGUGCACUUUUCUUUCUAUUAUCUUUGUGGUUUUCUUGGAAUCUGCGCACACAGGCUUACGAUCCUCAAGAUUUGCGGACUUGAGAUUUUGUCGUAUUAAGGAAAUUUAGAGCUUGUUUUUCCAAAGCUUAUAUAAUUUAUUUUGCAGAGGUUCAAAACGCAGAAGGGAAGACGACGACGGCGACGUCUCCAUGACGGGAGACGACGACGACAGCAGAAGCGGCGCCGUUAAAGUCGAAGUUCCCAAAGGUGGCCUUGAUAUUCCAUGAGAAAUCCAAAAAGGCACCUCGUCAUCUCGAAAAAAGCUUAUUUCUGGCACUUCGAAAACUUUUACGUCAGGUUAAAAAUGAAUUUUGAAAAUAAACGAACAAAAAGCGCAGAAAGAAGAGGAUUUGCAGAUUUUUUUUUCAAAGAUGACUUUAAAAAACUUGUUUUCAGGAAAAGAAAAAGAACCCGAAUUCACAGCUCCGAAGGGCCAAAAACUGACGGAUUUAGACGAUGAAGGCGUCGCGGCUGUUAGUAACGCCAAUGGCAACAAGGUUUGUUAAAGAUUCAAUCAAUUCUGGAGAGAUAUUGAGUUUUUCAAGCAUAAAGUUGCAUGAAAACAUUGAAAAAAGACCAAUUUCAAAAUUAUACGUUUUGAAAUAGCAUUAUGCGGAAAAACUUGUUUGAGCCCGUUUUUUUAAGCGUUUCUCUUGUAUUUCAAAGAGAAAAAAAUUUUAAUUUGUGGUUUUAUUUGCCCUGAGGAAUGGGAUCUUGCUUUUGUCUAAUGAAAAAUCUAAUUAAAAAUAAUGAAUUUCAAUCCGAAAAUACUUUAUAACUGAAAAAAAAGCGCCAGGAAGGCGCUUUCUAUUUCAUUCAUGCUUUACGACUUUUCCUAUGUUUUAAAAAUUAUGAUAACAGAAAAAAAUCACAUUCCUUGUCAUUAUUGUGAAAUGGAAAUACUUUUGAUUUAUGACGAUUUUUGCUCAGGAACCCGAGGGAAACCUGAUCGAACAAACCCAUUUCAUCGUGGUCCCGUCCUACUCGGCCUGGUUUGACUACAACGCCAUUCAUCAGAUCGAAAAACGCGCCCUCCCCGAGUUUUUCAACGGCAAGAACAAGAGCAAAACCCCGGAAGUGUACGGAGAGUCUUCGAAAUUAAAAAAGAAAAAUCGAUUCAGAUUCCUCUCCUACCGCAAUUUCAUGAUCGAUACCUAUCGAUUGAACCCAUUCGAGUACAUUUCGGCGACCGCCUGCCGAAGGAAUCUCGCCGGAGACGUGGGAUCCAUUUAUAGGUAUGCAUUGAUUUUUUUAUGUAGAAAUUUUCAUUUAUUUGUAGGUUUUGUAUUUAUUGAUUUUUUUUCAAUAGAAUAUUGAUGGACUUCCAGGUAUUGAUUGGUUUUUUUUAUUAAAAAUUUAUUUAUUUAUAGGUGUUCAUUGAGCUUUUCUUUAGGAACUUUAUCGAUUUAUAGGUAUUCAUCGAUUUUUUAUAUGGGAAUUUUAUCGAUUUAUAGGUGUUUAUGGAUUUUUUUUCAAUAGAAAUUUGAUGGAUUUAAAGGCAUCUAAUGGUUUUUUUAUAUAAAUUUAUCGAUUUACAGGUAUUUAUUGAUUAUUUUUUUGUAGGAUAUUGAUGUAUUUUUAGGUAUUGCUUGGUUUUCAAAUGGAAAUUUAUCGAUUUAUAGAUAUAUUGUUUUUUUUUUUAACAAAUCAAUCCAGCUUUUCUCUAUCAAUUACAAAAACAGCGGUGAAAAACGAUAAAAAAAAUUUUGCGGUAUGAGCUUCUGCGUGACGGUGUAGUGCACAAAAAAACCGUUACUGUAACCUUUUUCGCUCGAAAAAAAUUUUUUUCUUCAACACAAUUUUUUUCGGACCUGAUAUUGAUUUUUGGAGUUACCUGAAAAAAACGUGUUCCUUGUUAAUUUUGAGGUUUUUUUAAAAAAAUUACUCCGCUAUUUACAUUCUUUUUUUCAUUUUCUUUAGAAUAACUAAAAAUACAGCCCAAGAAAGUCUCCUUGUUCAUGGCCAAGAAUUUUGCUACGAGUAACAAAAGAAAAUGAUUUUUAUUCGAAUCGAACUUUUUAUCACAGAUUGACGUUUCACUGGCGCUUUAUAAAGAAUGUCAAAGUUCUAUUUUAGUUAAGUAUUGGAUCCAUGAUGGAAAACCAAUUUGAAAAUUCUGUCCAAGAUUCUGGUCAAAAAAAAACCAGCAAAACAAAGCUUGGAACAAAAACUUUCUCAUGACUGCUCAAAAAAAAUUUUUUCCUUCUUUUAAGAACAAAAACAACAGCUGACGAGUGAUAGAAACAACAUUUGAUGAAUUUUAUUUUUUAUCUCACUUUGACGUUUCAGGAGAGCCUUAUCAUCGCUAAAUAAGUUCGGUAGUUGAUUUUUUUUGGAUUCAAAGCAUUCAAUUUUUCAUUUUAACUUGAUUUUUUUUAAUUUUUCCAGAAAAAAAUGGAUUUUUUUGAUUUGAGAAACUGUGACUCUACGUUUUAGGCUUCAAAAUUUGAAAGUUAAGAUUAAACUCUUAAAAUUAAAAACUAAAAAAAGGUAUUGGAAAAAAAUGAAUUUGAUUUUAAAAAAACAAAUCGAAAUUUUCGUUUCGUUAUUGAAAUGACAAGAAUAUUUUUAUGAAGCCUUUUCUUAGAAAGGACCCGUUGAAUGAAAAAAAAAAAAAAUUAGAAGAUUUUUUUGUACCUUUUAAUCAAAAACUCUUUUUUUUUAAAACCAAUCUGGGCUUUUUCAUUCUUUUUAAAAAGCAUGCUUGAUUGAUUUUUGUUCGAUUUUUACAGUUUCAAAAGCAAUUUUCCAGACUUCACGCAUUCCUGGAACAAUGGGGCCUGAUCAACUACCAAGUCGACGCCGAGAGUCGCCCCGCCCCCAUCGCUCCGCCCCCUUCCUCUCAUUUUAUGGUUCUGGCCGACACGCCCACCGGAGUCCAGCCACUGAAUCCCAUGCCGCCGAGUUCCUUGGUUCGUCUUGCCUGUAGAUAGUCGAUUCGGAGAGAAAUACGAGUUUUUUUGAAAAUUCAAAAAAAUUCCGAAAAAAAGAGUUUUUUUAAAAAGAUAAAAAAAGGAAGAAAGGAUCUUAAAUUAAGUUGGGAUAAUUCAGAAAAAAAUCCAAAAAAAUUGACUUUUUUUCCAGUUUUUUUCAAGCACAGUCGGUUUUAGUCCAUUCACAGCGGUUGCCGAGAGACGAGGAGGGCGCAGAGAAGCUAGAAAACCGGAUUUUUCUGAAUUUUUAUUUUCUGACAUUUACUAUGGAGUCUAUGUUUGAUCCUUCGGAUGUUAGAGAGCGUUAGAAAAUGAGAGGGUGGUAGUCUUCUUCUUUCUCUAAACGCUCUCUCCUUUACCAGUGCUCUCUAGCUUCGAAUAUUCGACGCUUUUUGAUAAAAGAGUUGUGGCGAAUGGAGUAUGCUUGAGAUUUAUAGAUUUUCUGGCGAUUUUUUGAAAAAAAUAGGAAUUUUCUGAUUCAGAAGGACGAGAAGAAGGGGAACGGAGAAGGUGGCGUCAAGGCGGAACCCGGAUCGAUCAGUGAAGUCGGAUUGAAGACGGACCAGUACCAGAAGCAGCUGGCCGCCAUGAAGGUAAGAGAAAGCUGAAAUCAGGAAAAAAAUCAAUCAACAAAUCAAUUUUUGAGAAUUUGAGUUAGCUAGACUGCCAAUUUUUAUGGUUUUCCUCCAUUUUGAACGGUUUUUUGGGUCGAUUUCAAAAAAUUUUCCAAAUGUUGAUCAAGAAUCACUGUUAUCAUCAACAAUGUAGUUCCAAAAGGUAGCCUGGGAAAAUUUCAGGGGUCACUUUAGGGUCUUGUAGUUUUAAUCGGAAAGUCAAAUUAGUGACCACUUAAGUGGCUGAAAGUUAGUGGUACUAUUAGACCAUUAAAACUACUAUAGUGGCCCCUAGGACGCAAAAAAGUAACUUCUAUAGUGGUUGUUUUAGUGGCCACUUUAGUGUCCUCUCCAAGUAGCCCUUGAGAAACCUCUUAAGUGACCACUAAAGUUUUUCACAGUUGAAAAUCUUCUUUUGGAGUAUUUUUCAAGCAGUUAGGAGGUGAAAUUUUGAUUUUUUUGAGCCGAAACUUCUGCUGAUCUACUAGAAACUUGCCCAAGUCUCUUGUUUAAAAAAAUCGUAUAAACGUACUUUUUUCUCAAUCUCAGUCAGAGAUGUUUUUGGAGGUCGCAAUCAAGCAUAUUUUGGACUUUUAAAAAAAUGAAAGAAAGAGAAUCAUCAGUUUUACAUCCGCAUUUUUAUAUAUGAAAAUCCAGAAACAGGAAACUAUUUUCAGACCAAGGGAGCCCUGCCUGGCCGCGACUGGACUGACCAGGAAACCGUCCUUCUGCUGGAAGGCCUGGAGAUGUUCAAAGACGACUGGAACAAGGUGAUCAACACCCUCGACAUGCUCAAAACCAACAAUUGUUCCAGGUGUGCGACCACGUCGGCACCCGAACCCAGGACGAGUGCAUCCUGAGGUUCCUCCAGCUCCCGAUCCAGGACCCCUACCUCAACGAAGACGAUGGAGGCAAUGGAGAAAGCGGCCCGGUCCUCGGACCCCUCUCCUACCAGCCCGUACCCUUCUCCCAGUCCGGCAAUCCGGUCAUGUCGACCGUGGCCUUCCUGGCCUCGGCCGUCGACCCUAGAGUGGCCGCUGCCGCCACCAAGGGCGCCCUUGAGGAGUUCUCCAAGUUGAAAGAAGAGGUGGGUCGUUUGGUCUUGGCUCAGCUAACAAUUCGAGAUCCUAGGAACUCCAGAGUGGCCCCUAGAGGGGUCAGGGAGAAAAAGGAAGGCGCUCCCUAUAGGGUUAUAAUUUAGGUGGUCCCUAUAGGGUUUUGUUCAGCUGGUACUACUCCUGUUUUGCAAGUUGUAGGGGCAUUGGAAGUGGUCCCUAGAGGGGAACUUUCAAGGGACCCUACAGGGACCACUUUGGCCUUCUUAUGAUAUUUUUAAAAUUCGAAAAACUACGAAUUUCGUGACAUUUCGAUUUUAGACAAGAUUUGUUACACUGAAAAAAAAUUUUAAAGUUUCGAAAAUAUUAUUUUUUCCAUGAAGGAGAAUUUGUGUAGUUUGGUGUCAGAAAACGUGGGUUUUCGAGAUUAUUUAGCUAUUUUUUAUCAUAAAAACCACGUGGGGUAAGUAUUAAAAACAAAAAAGAGUUUCAGAAAAUUCAAAGUGGUCCCUAGAGGGGUUCUGAGAUGAAAUAGCCUCCAAAAGCGUCAGAAAAAGGCUCCCUAUAUGGGGUUAAACUAUGUUGUCUCUAUAAGUUUUUGUUGAUCUGUUGAUACUCCACUUUUGCAAGCUUUAGUAGCCCCUGAAAAGCUCAGAAAAAAUGAGUGAGAUUAAUUUUUUGAAUCCUCUGAACCCCUUAAAAUUGAGAAUAAUCCUGAGGAAACUGGUUUUCUUUAUCAGUUUAUCAGUUUCUUCGGUUCAAAAAAGUUCUCAUGAAAUUCGUAUAUUUCGGUUCAACUGAAAUCAAGACGUUAUAUCGCACAUCUAUUAGGAGUUUUCAGAAAAUUUGAUUAAAAUCCAACUUUGAAACCGCUUUCUUCCUUAAUUUUACUUUUGUUCGCCUGGUUUAUUGCAUAACUUGCUUAGGAACGCCUGAGGGGUCCCUAGAGGGGACUGAAGGGCUAAAAUUAUUUUGGUCCUUGUAGGAGAUUGGGGCAUUACCCAGAAGUGGGCCUUAAAGGGGUCUUUACUUCUUUUUUUCUUCACAUUUGAAACAUUUAUCGAUUAAUCCUCCUCUGAUGUCUUGGUAUCCCACCUUGUGGCCCCCUACUGGAGAGGUGAAGUGGCCCCUAAAGUAGAACUUUUGAGAGCCCCUGUAGGGACCACUCUGGCGUCAGGAGAAAAAAUCGAAAGGUUUUUUUUUCCUCAUCUUCUAUUUUUCUAGAUCCCUCCACUUGUCCUCGAAGCCCACGUGAAGAAUGUCCAAGCUCAUGCGGAUAAAACUGGAUUCGUCGACGGGACGGUCGGACUUUCCAAAUCGGGAAUCGCGGCCACCGACGAGGAAGCCAAGCAAGAAGGUCCCGGAAAAAUAAUAACAUUUUUCAAGAUUUAUUUUCAGACGAAGAAAGAAUGGACACGACGGAAUCCAACAGGAAGACCACGUCGGCCGAGGCUCGCGGAGCCAUCAAAGAAGCCGUUCAAGCUGCUGCCGCUACGGCUCUCGGAGCUGCCGCCGUCAAGGCCAAGGUGAGGCUCGAAAAAGAGCUAAUCCAGUGGCCACUUGAGCGGUCCCUCAAGGACACUAAAGUGGCCACUAAAUUUAUAGAAGCCACUGUUUUGCGUCCUAGUGUCCACUAUAGUAGUUUUAGUGGUCUAGUAGAUUUUCUAAAGAGGUCAAUAAAUUUUAGUCACUUAAGUGCCCACUUAUUCUACCACCAUAGUGGCCAGUACAACGUCAAAUCCCUGAAGUGGCCACUGAAUAUUUCACACAGAAUUACCUUAUUUUGCAACUGUAUCGGUAACAGUUAUAAACACCGAAAGAAGAAAUUUAAGGGAACUGGGAAAAUUUUCAGUGGCCUCUUAAGAGGUUCCUUAAGGACACUAAAGCCACGAAAUUUGUGCCUUAGUGACCAAUAUAGUUGUUUCUAAUGGUGUAGCAGUACCAAUUAGACUUCUGAAGUGGUCAAUAAACUUCAUCUCCACUCAACUAUUUCGAUUACUAUAGUGGCCACUAAAACGUCAAAUCCAUGGCCUUGAGUUCUAGAGAUUGAAUGAUUUUUUUUUCGAAGUUCAGCUUUACAAAUAUUUAUUCACAGUUCCCUCCAUUGAUAUUGUGGCUAUAGUUCCAUAAAUUGAAAGAAACUUUUUUUCAGCGUUAUUUUCAUGUAGAAAUGUGCUCCAACCACAAUUUUCACUAUUUUGCGUCUAAGUGGUCACUAUAGUGUUUUUAGUGGUCUAGUCGUAUCAAUUAGACUUCUAAAGCGGCCAAUACAUUUUAGACACUAAAGUGGUCACUAAUUCGACGGCUAUGGUGGUAACUGAAACGUCAAAUUCCUGAAGUGGCCACUUGAACAUUUUUCAGGAUAUUGGCUACUUAAAUAAGAAUUUCUCGCUAGGGUAGUUUUUUCUCAAAAUUUUUUUCUUUUCAAUUUUUUUUUCACCCCCUCUUGACCUCAAGGAUGCGAUUUUUGAGCUUCUUUUUCGAAAUUUCGAGGCGAAUUUUGAAGAUUUUCAAGAAAUAUUGACCUUCUAAUCAAGAUAUUCCAAAAAAUCUAAGAUUUUUAAGGCGUAUUAUUUAAGGAAACUUCAAUUAAAUGACCCAAAAUAUGAUUAUCUUCGAUAAAUAUUCCCUUUUCCAGCACCUGGCCCUGAUUGAAGAACGCCGAAUCAAAUCCCUGGUCGCUCAGUUGGUAGAAACUCAAAUGAAGAAGCUGGAGAUGAAACUGAGACAUUUCGACGAGCUCGAGCAGAUCAUGGACAAGGAGAGAGAAGCGGUAAAAUUAUGAAAAUAUCUUUUUAAUUCAUAACUCUUUUUUUUCCAGUUGGAAUAUCAACGACAGCAGUUGAUCCUGGAACGACAGGCCUUCCAUAUGGAUCAGUUAAAGUACAAUAAAAAAUAAAAUAUCCAUUUUAGAACUUUUCAAAUUUCAGAUAUCUGGAAAAUCGGGCCAAACACGAAGCCCACACGAGGAUGACAGCCGCCGGAACGGUUUGGUUUUGAAAAAUUUAGAAAAAAAUUAGGAUAUUUUACGGUUUCAAAUAAGUCAUAAUUCAAGUUUUUUUAGCUUUUCGGGUUACUGUACUUAAUUUUAGGGGCAUUUACAGGGUCAAAAAUGAAAAACCAAGAAUUUAGGAAAUAUAAGAAUUUUUUUACGGUUUUCAACGAGCCAUAAAUAAAUUUUUUUGAACUGAAGAAAAAAAUCGAGAAUUUUUGAUUUCUAGCUAUUUUUUUCCGGGUUACUGUAUUCCAUUUGACCGCAAACACAAAGAGAGAAUAAAAAUCCAAGAAUUUAGAAAAAAAGAAGGAUUUUUUUACGGCUUUAAAUUGAAGAUAAUUCAAGUUUUGAGGUAUGCAAAAUGAACUGAAAAAUGAGUUUUCAGGCAAUUUUCGAGGUUACUGUAUUCCAUUUGACCGCAAAAAAAAGUAUCAGAGCGAUAACUUUUUUUUUCUUGAAAAAAGUUUUGUUUUUCAAAAAAUUAGCCAAAAAUUGGAUUUCUCCUAGGAUUAGAAACAUGAACGCAUCCUUUUUUGCACCCGACCUGAAACGACUUGAGCCGUUAGCUAUAUGCAAGCAUUGAAGGCUUAGGAACUUCAGCACUUCGCGGAAAAAAAUAAAGAUAAUAAAAAAAGGUAUUUUUGUUAUUUAGAUGGUUUUACCGUUUUUUCUCUUAUACAAAUUCAAGUUGGUUGUAUUGAGUUAAAUGUGUCCCGUAAGACUCCAAAAUUGGAAUUUACUCAAAAAAAGAAAUGAUAGGGAUCUGACAUGUUGGAGCUUUUCUAGGUAUCACUUUAGCGGCGUCAGAACUCUUAAGUGGUCCCUAGACCUUGUUUUCUUUGAAAUCAAGUGAAAUUACGCUUCAAUGGCAAUUAAUUGUGUACUCGGAUCCUGGACGUUUCUGACCAUGUCUAGGGAUCACGUUAGCGGCAACAAGACCCUUAAGUGGUCCCUAGAUUUGCUCAGGAAUAUUCGGUUUCUAUUAACGAUGUCCGAGCAAAAUUUUAUUUCAGUAUAUCAAUUUAUCAUAGUUUUACGUUCACUUUUGAGCGAAGUGAAAUUUUCAAGAGAAUUCAGUCAAAUUUAGGUCAAAAACGGGUAUUUUUCAGCUUCCGGCAGGCCUGCCGCCGGGCUUCGAAGUGACCGGACCUCCACAGCCGACGCCACAGACGAUUCCGUCCAGUCAGGAUCCGACUCGUUCGUUUUUUAUUGACUUUUAUAGUUGGUUUGCCGCGAAUUGGUAGUUUUUGAUUGUCUGCGUCUCUUUGUUCCCUCACCAUCAGAAGUCAGAGAAACAUGAAAAUAGCACGUGAUAUGAGAGGGCGCAGAGAAAAAACUUCAAGUCGCCUUGAAUCGGCUCUUUUUUGGAAUAAAAAAAUAUGGCUUACGAUUAUUUUUCCAAGUGAAAGUAAAGCGGAAAAACGGGCCGGCAGAAAAAUUUUUUAGAAAGGCCUCAAUUUUUUAGAAUUCGUAGAUUUUUAGAAUUUUUUUUUUUUUGAGACUUCUUGCUAUACUGUUUCAAAGAGCACGAGGCAUGCCUUUAAAUGAAAAAUCGUGAUUUUGCGUGAAGUCGAUCUUAUUUUGAUGCGGUUGAAAGAAGGAAGAAAUUCUGAAUCGAUCGGUAUUUUUUGGGCUCCAGUAGGACCGAGAGGUACUGAGAAAGAUCAUUUUUAAGUUUUCGAAGAGGAAUUUUUAAUGCUUUUCUAGGUCAUUCUAUAGCUGAUUCAUGGCUGGGUUAAACCAUAAAAAAGGGUCCUGGCACGAUAAGAAAAGAGGCAGGCCACGCCCCCUUCGCGUGCCGUGAAUCGACUAUACCUCGAUACUUAUUUUUGCUCUCUGAAAAGACCAAGAUCUUCAAAGAGACUCAUUCCUUUCAGAAAACGAGAAGAUGGACACGAGCGACGGGAUGGCGACGUCGAUCGGAUCGACCGCGGCGCCACCCCGCGUACCGUCGGUACAGCCGCCGUCCGUACCUCAGCAGCCACCGCAGCAGCAGCCGCCGCCAGCCAUCCCCCCAGGACCGCCGCAGCAACAACAACAGCAGCCCCAACAGCAGCCCCAGCAGCAGGCCCCGCAGCAGUACGGGCCUCCUGGGGGAUAUCCCGCAAGUGCCUAUCCGCCCCCGCCGCGGGGUUAUCCUUCACAGGGACAGCCGCCGUAUUCCGGAUAUCCUAGCCAAGGUGAGGGUUCGAAAUGAUGUGAUUAUCACAGUGUAUAGUCUGUCUGCUGCCAAUUGAAAUUUCACGGAACGACAUUCCGCUGUUCCGCUGCGUGCGGUCGCGAAGCGUCUUUCGAAUCUAGGUCACGCUUUCAAUUUACUGUUAUUACUGUGGGAGCACAUGGAAGUGGAGUACCUUAAUCAAAGAAAAAAAUUAAAAGCGCGACCAAGCUUCGCAAAGGCGCGCAGCGGAACGGCGGAAUGUCGUUCCGUGAAAUUCCAAGUCGUGGUACACAGGCUAUAGCUUGAAUAAUUAGUCCAAAAUUCAAGAUUUUUUCAAACUCGAAUCAUAUUUUGUCCGAUUUCCCACAGACUUGAAUAGUACUUGGAAUCGACCUACCGGGAGAAUUUCAAGUGGUCACUCGAGUGGUUUUUAAUACUACUUGGAGAGAACACUGAAAUGACCCCUCUGAUUGGCUGACAUCCACAAAAUGAGUCCUCUGAAAAGAAACUUUGAUUUUCAGGCUACCCAGGCCAACCGGCCCCAGCAGCCCAAGCCUACUACGGAGCUCCAGGGCAACAACCGGGCUACCCGCCCCAACAAGGUCAGCCCCCGCCCGGAGCCUACCCGCCACCCCAACGACAGCCCUACGGACAGCCCGGACAGCCACCCUACCAAGCCCCGCCCCAAAGACCUGGAUACGGUAGCUAUCAAGGUAGGGAAAUCAAUCGAAUCUAUUUCUGAAUGGUACGGUAUGUUGAAAGUCCGCAUUUUUCGACGUUGUGUGUUUACACUUUCGUUACUUUUUUUUUAAUUUUCAGCUGGAUUUAUAAGGCAGGAAAAAUUCGAAAAUUAUUUCAUAGUUAAAAAAACUCGGAGAAGCAAGAAAAGUGCGUACACCUACAGCCCAGAAUGCGGACUUUCAACAUACAGUACCCUUCAAAAAUAGGAUAGAAAUUGCUUUUUAUUGUCAUAGUUCUGUAUGAAAGCAUUUCAUUUGUUGUUCCCCCGUUUUAUUCCUUCCUAUAAUCCAGAAGGAAAUAAUCGACUUUCAGGACACUACGGACCGCCUGGCCAGUACGGAGGAAUGCCGCCGGGCGGCUAUCCGCCCCAAGGAGUCCCUCAAGGGCCUCCCCAGGGUGGUCCCCCAAGUGCCCCGUCGGCUCAGAUGGACUCGGCCGACGCCGCCACGCCACCCAUGCAUCAUGGUAACGCUUUGAAAAAAUAAACAUCCAUUUUAAUCAGAAUUUCUCAUUUUUCAUCCAAUUUCCUGCAUUUUUCAGGCCAACCGGACGUCAAACAAGAAUAA
Molecule: messenger RNA, 14656 nt
Organism: Caenorhabditis auriculariae
Lineage: Eukaryota; Metazoa; Nematoda; Chromadorea; Rhabditida; Rhabditidae
Source: the annotation of a GenBank genome assembly